CGCCACUCGGCCGGCCGCUGAUUCGCCGCUGCGGGUUUCCGACCUGACUCCAAACGUCCCCUGCCUGCGCCCGUCGACGCCAACUUGGUCAACCGCUUGAAACACCGACGAACACCACCGACUCCAACACCACAACCACAACCACUCACCACACUUGCCUCUGCCGCCUUCACCACCACAACCGUCAUUGGGCUCUGUCCCGCCCCGUGUUGCUUGUAGGAUUUCGCCGAAUCCCUCCUCAGCGCCCUGUCUGCCACUCGUUGUUCUCGCUCGCACUGCCAGCACCAUCCCAGCACCCAGACACCACCAGCGAGAACAGGACACGGCCCCUUCACCACGCUCGCUAUUGGCACACCACCCUUCACUCGCAUACACGCUGCCGCAUUUGCCAAUCCUGCGUCUGCCAUCCUCGUUGCCGUUCAGGACGGCGGCCCUUCCAUCCCUCCCCGUUCGCUGACACGCGCGCCCGCCCUUCGGCCAGCCUGCCCUGUCCUCGACUCUGCAUUGCUCUGCUUCGUCCAGCGGCCGAAAGCACGCUUUCCGGGCGCGGGCGGCUGUCCCUAACCCCCGUGUGAAGGUCGCGCAGCAAGAGACAGAACGAUGGUUAGGCGAAGACGAUGUCGAACGCCGACCCUUUCUCCGCCUCCAACUCCAGCAGCCAUGCCACGACCACUACUUUCACCACCACAACCGUAACCACGACGACCGCUGCCAACGGCUUGAGCGCCUCCUUCGAGUACGAUCCCUAUUCGUCUGAGAAUUACUAUCGUGUCAAUCCUACGCCGCUGCCGCCACCACCACCACCACCGCAGCCAGAGCAGUACCAGCAUCGUUUCUCUACCAGCGCCGCGAGCCUUGAAGGCGACCCGGAUGAUUUCUACCGUCCUUUCGCCGACCACCGUGCCUCACACCCGGACAUUGUUAUUCAGACCGUCCCAGAUGAUGCUGAACCUCGUCCUGGCAUGAUGCCUAACCCAACUGCUCGGCAGAGGCGUGCCAGCGCUGCUGGCGGCAUUUCCUCUUCAAGACUUCCCAUCGCAACCGCGUCCGCCAACAGCUCGCCCUCCCGUCCGAGCACACGUUCCGCGUCCGGUCCGGUUGCGACCGCACGGCCCACUGGUCUCAGCUCGGCCAAGUCGAUGGGUGCUCUCGGCGCUUCCUCCCACAUCCAGGGUCAUGGUGGCACCAUACGUGAGCGCGUACAGCAAUUGGAGAGGUCGCGGGAGUCCAGCCCUGCUGCAGAAGGCAGUCGCGGCGCCUCCAGUACUGGCCGGUACUACAGCAGAUCGCGGCCUCCCUCGUCCGCCUCGGCCAACGUGACCACCGCAAACACAAGCACGCCCGCUAGCGUUGGAGCCUUGCGCUCUCCCCCACGCACACGCCUGUCCAAGGACCACAUGCCAGCUUCUUCUCCCCUCGACCUUCACACCGACGGCAGAGGGCGGCGGCUCCUGUUUGGAGAGGUAGACACAAGUAUGGCGGCAGCCACGAACCUUGUGGGCCAUGGCAUCGACGUUGUGCACGCCGCACACACCACAUCGACCAGCGGCAGCAUGCACGAGCCAAACGCUAUGUUCGCUCGCAGUCGAAGCCAGUCAGACGUCUCGAGCAGCAACUCUCCUACGUUGGGUCACACCGGCACCGGUCACAGCCGCUCGUACAGCCACGAAGCCAGCCUACAACCUUACUCUGCGUCUUCGUCUAAUGUGUCUAGCUCUACUCCCUCUCCAACUGGCGAUCACAGCAGGAACCUGUCCCCGUCUGCAUCUCGUAUCCCCGUACCGCGCUCUAGACGAGCCUCAGAUAUCGGACCCGCGAAUGGAUCUGCCUCACGGUCGCGGUCUCGGCCCAACGCCCAAACAACUCCCGCCUACAGUCAGCAGCAAGCCACCGUUGCUGCAUCUUCGAGCUCGCCGAUGCUAUUAUCAUCAAGGCGGUACAGUCCGCCGCGUAAAUUGGCAGACCCAAGCCAUCUACACGCCAUGGUCAAGGCUCCGCCCCCAAAGACCUCGCCUCCCUUGCGAAGCACGCGCAACAGACAACCGGUCACUGCAGCGACUGUUGCCUCUAAGGCCAAGGUGACAGAGCGCUUUAAGCCGAUGCAGAAUUCGUCCUCGUCUACACGGUUGCAGAAACCAACAAUUCCCCAGGUAGACAUUGCCGAGAGGCGGGCGCGGCUGCAAAAGAACCUCGCUGGUGGUGACACUCGCGCAAGGCCGGUGAGGCAAGACCUAAAGAACCUACAGGAGGGCAAGUAUCCGUCCCGCCGCACCAACUGGGUCGAGGCCGAUGCGGCGAGCGACGUCAGUAGCGACACGCUGCCUUCGCGCAAGUCGUUGACCACUAUGUCCGUGCCGCUCUUGUCUAUCGAGACGUCAGAUGUUGGCGGCAAUGCAAGCGGAACUCAACAAUCCGAUGUUCGCAGCGCGGGCGGUGCAAGCACAGAUUUCGAGGAAUCGCCCACGGCCGGGGUUGAUGAGGGCCAGCAGCAGCACCAGGCCGUACCGAUCCAAGUGACGCCACCGACAGAAUCUGCUGAGCUUGAGCCUGCAACGAAAUCAUCUGCACCAGCGACAUCUCCAGAACAUCUGCAGAACCGAAGAGAUUCGCAAAGCCUGCUGAAGCAUGUGCUCAGCCUGCGACAGCAUAGCCCCUCGGAGACGUCGCCUGUGUCGCGGACAGAGGUUCCGGACGACUACCUAACGCAGAUUGACGACGGCGAGACGGUCCAGUUCAUGCUCGGCACGACGCCAAAGUUGGCAGCCCAGACUUGGACGCCGGAGUUGCCUACCAACAACUCCGGGAGCUCACCAGAGGCCUUUCACACGCCGCGAGAGGAGGGCGGCUCAGACUUUGACGACGGCUUCGACGGCUUCGACGGCCGGUCGUCGAUUGUGCCGGAUGACUCGGUGAGCAUGGUGUUCCAGCGCAAGUACGCUGAAAUGCUGGCUCGCGAGCAGCCGCCACCACCGAUGCCAGACAAUGCGGUGGAGAUUGCAAGGAGUUAUCAUUUUGACCGGACCAAUGCUGACAACGGCAACAACGACAAAAUCAAUAAUCAUAAUACUUACACGUUAAGCACAGAAGCGAGGAGCGAGAUCAACAGGGUUCUGGAUCAGUACCAGGAAGGACACGUGACGCCAGAGAUGGCGCAUGGUUUCCGGCAGCAGGUCGAAGCGUUGACCCCGAAUUUGUCCCGUCACGACGCCUGGGACUCACCCGAGGCGACGAAGAGGUAUCUUCGAAGCGUUUUACAGGAGUCUGUCAUGACAGAAUCUACACCAAAUGCGCGCGAAGAAGAUGCGGCCCGGACCGGGGGCCCUGAAGAACCGACAGAGGAGAGCGAGGCCGGCGGUGGAAUAGCCAUUAUCUACGGGCCGGUGCGGAAUGAUGAAUUGGGUGAGCCUCUGGAACGAACAGGCACGCUUCACAGUCACUCGACAAGCAACGCAACGCUCAGGCCAGCCAAGGACGAGAUCGACGACGAAAAGCACAGAUCGUAUCUCGAGGACAUAGCGUUCCGGCCUGCGCCGCCACCCAAGGACUUCAUCGACUUCGACGGCGGCAGCGAUCCAGCCCGAAUCACCUCGAUACCUACGCUGCCGGAGUUUUCCAGCCCGGCCUCCGGCCUGGGCCUGUCUAUGACGCCGCCCGAGAGCGGUCCGGUCUCAACGUCCACCCACCCGCCAGCUCCCACCCAUGCGCCGCCGCCUCUGCCACCUGCGCCGCCGACACCUCAAAAGGACAUUUUUAUCCCGCACGCUACUCAGCCUGCGGUGUCUUCCGCGCCUCCGAGCGGGCCCGGGUACGACGCCUUCAUACCUGGAUUGCCGUCUUCACCUGCGGCAGCGCGUGGACGGCCGGCCCCCCAAACACAGCAACAGGUCAUGGCGGAAGCGAUCAAUCAGGACGUACCUCGAUCCACGGGAGCGUCGAUUGACACGGUCGUUACUUCUAGAAAUCAAAGUCCUUUCAGCAUUGCACGCAGCACUAAUGGUGAUCGCUCGUCACAGAGUCUGACAACGCCAGACAUAGAAAAGGACCUGACGCAGCGUAGGCACCGCGUCAAGGAGCUGGUUGACACGGAGCACACAUUUCACCAGGACCUAACCGUUAUGACGGACAUUUAUCUUGCAACCGCAGCCGAAGUCAUUGGCGAGGACGACCGCCGCAUCCUCUUCGGCAACAUCGAGCAGCUACGCAAUUUCACGACCGACUUCCUGGACGACCUCAAACGGGCGGCUGCUCCUAUCUACGUGAUACCUCGCGAGAACAGGUGGAACCACAAGCGUGGCAGCUUCACGACAUCCAACAGCGAGACAACGGAGAACUCGUCGUCAAGCAGCGUCACAACCGAAGAGCGCAUAGAAAACGAUCGAUGCACUACCAUUGGCCAGACUUUCUGUGAGCAUCUACCCACGCUUCAGAAGGUGUACAGCGAGUGGCUCCGUAACGCCAAUGCAGCCAACAAACGACUCAUCGAGCUGCAGAAACAGCCAGCGGUAAAAUACUGGCUGGACGAGUGCAUUGAAAGUCACAAGGACCUCACGUCCGCGUGGAACCUGGACUCGCUCAUUGUCAAACCUUUUCAGCGUUCGGCAAAGUACACGCUCCUGCUCGACGAGAUCCUGCGCUUCACUCCGCCAGAUCACCCAGACUACGCGAUGCUCAAGCAGGCCAAGGACCUCGUUAAGGCGUACAAUGAGCGUGCCAAUGACAUCCAAAAACGCUCCGAGCUGGUCGAACAGGCCAUGAGCAAGCACAAAGAUCCGAAUGGUAGAAUCAAGGUCAGUAAGCUGCUCAACCGCAGGACCGAAAAGCUCAAGCAGCAGGUUGGCUUGUCCGGCCUGGCCGAGGACCCGGAGUACGACGCGAUCGCGCAAAAGUUCGGAGGUCACUUCUUUCAGCUGCAGGUCGUCAUGCGCGACGUCGAAAAGUACCUGGAGGAUGUUCAGCACUACGUCGACCAGUACGUGCUGCUGAUGGAGGCGCUGGUCGGCAACAUCGGCCUCGACGCGCUGAACAGGUACCCGGAGAUGGAGAGCCGCUGGAUCGCGUUCCGCACAGCCAUUGUCGAGAUGAAGAACGUCGCGCUAGGCGAUCACACGCGCAAGGUACGUCGUACCGUCAUCGAUCCCAUCCAGCAACUGUGGCGCCUGCACGUUGGACCCCAAAAGAUGAUGGCCAAGCGCAAGAAGCGCAUCGUUGAGUUUGUGCGGCACCGGAACAUGCUCGAGAAGGGCGAGAAGCCGGAUAAGCGGCUCGAACAGGAGGCGGAGCAGUUCCGUGCCGUCAACGAGACUCUCAAGGAGGAGCUGCCUCGCCUGUACGCACUCACCAAGAAGCUAGUCGAAAACUGCUUGCUCAACUUCAUUGAGCUGCAGUCGCAGUGGCAGAGAGACUGGACGCGCAAACUCAGCCCUCUGAUCGAUGACAUGGAGCCCCUCCUUGGCGUCGAGCUCGACCAGGCCCUGUUCAGUGUUCAGACUGCUUAUGCGCAGGACAUUACCGAGGCCCAGGACGUGCUUGCCACGUUCAAGGUGUGCAACAAGAUGCUCGUCACUGAGGCACGCAACUUCAAAUCCCCGGCGACAACGUACUCACGCGACGACGAAUCGUACGCCAAACGGCCGUCGACGUUGGGCAGCAGCGCUGGAGGCAAGCGUGCCGCGUCUAUGUCCAACGAGCACGUUGGGCACAGCACGCCCAACCUCAGGCUCAGCGGCGACAAUAUCACUCUGUCGCCGCUCGUGGGCGCAUUAGGAAUGCCCGAGGCUGUGUACCAGACGACGAAUAAUCACCAGCAACGAAACCGCGCUGGAUCCGCAAUGUCGAGCCGCGGAUCGUCAACGCCAUACUCAGCGGCUGGCUACAUCGGCCCGACUGCGUACGGCUACAGCAGGCCCACCACGUCUGAUCGCGGCGAGCCCUCACCGGGCGUCGUGCCGCGCCUCAGCUUGGAUAGCCCGACGACGCGCUCACCUGCACGCAACGAGUUUGGGGGCAAUACGUACGUUGUGCCAGACGCUCGGCUGCCCGCAUCGGCACCGCUUCAGAUGGACGACCGCUUUUCUGGCAUGUUCCACUCCGCGUUGCCCAUGUCGGAUUCGCCGAGGGCGCCGUCACCAGAGCAGGACCACGGCACUCACGAACCACACGUACUCUUUCUCGCCGCCAGCCUGUUCGAGUUCUACAUUGACAGCACCAGGACGGAGGGCGGGUACCCCUACCUUACGUACCAGCCCGGAGAGAUCUUCGACGUUGUCGCGCAGAAGGGCGAACUCUGGCUUGCGAAGAAUCAAGACGACCCCACCAAUACGAUCGGCUGGAUCUGGGAGAAGCACUUUGCACGUAUUUUGCCUGAUAAUUAGAACAACCUUCAACCACUUGUGCUUCUGUCUCUUACUCGCCUGCCCCGAGUCACCACAUGCACAUACAUACUUAAAAACAUAAACCUCCAGCUUUCUUCACGGAAUCUACGCCCGAACCUUACUUCUCUCCUUGCGUCCGCCCCCUUCAGUUCUCAUCAUCCGGAUCGAACCAUCCAGUGUUGUUGUCCAUUACAACACACGUGAUGGGCCGAUUUCUCCAACAUCAGCCAGCUACCUAUACUAUGUACGGACGAUAAACUUGUUCUUUUGUUUCUUAUUUGCUCCGCGUUUGACUUCACUUGGCGGAUUUCUAUCGGGACAGCGAGGACCUGCUUAGGGAUAUACAGUAUAUAUAUAUAGACGGGCACACACCUGUAUCUCUUCCUUUCAAACGGCGAUUUGGAGGGCAAAACCCAACUUCUUUUUUUCUCUCAUGAGGACUUGCAUUAGCAAAAUGACGCGGAAGCAGGGCUUUGCACCUGGGCCCUCAGUGGAGGAAAUGCGCUGCGAUGCAUCCUUCUCUCUGCCUUGCUUGCUUUCUUUUUACUCGCAUGGCGUCUGGGGGCGUGUUUUUUU
Verruconis gallopava is the source of this 6947-nucleotide messenger RNA. RefSeq lists its product as uncharacterized. The record is from RefSeq and is a predicted model, not a curated record. The transcript is spliced from 2 exons. Gene Ontology annotation, molecular function: guanyl-nucleotide exchange factor activity; protein binding. Lineage: Eukaryota; Fungi; Ascomycota; Dothideomycetes; Venturiales; Sympoventuriaceae. The coding region runs from base 618 to 6371 and encodes 1917 amino acids. Gene Ontology annotation, cellular component: cytoplasm.